AUAUUGAGAAUCCAUAUAUCGCCUGAAUUUCUUCAUAAUUCCCACCUAUCGAAACGAGCCCUAAAUUUCCCUUAUUUCAUUAGACCCUUGAUUUCCCCAUAUAACGCGCAUUUAGACAGAGAGUCAUCAGCAAUGUUCCUCGUGGGCAUGACCUGUUUUCUUAGCGACGGUCGGGCGCCGCAUCUGUAAAUUGUAUUCAAAUUGAGUGGUUGCAGAUCCAUACGCCAUGUUAAUUUCCUCUAUCUAGGCCAUGUCGUUGCAGGCCUCUAAUGUCGAUUCCUAGGCCAAAGCCUUGCAGUAUCUAUACCUAUUUCAAUCCCUUCUUACCAGAAAACCAGCAGACCCUAAAUGCCAUAUCCACAGCUGUUCAAAGCAGGGCAAAUUUUGACUCCUCUCUCCGGAAAUUAGUCCCCAAUUUAACAGCAAACCACGUUGUUCACCUUAUUUUCUCUCAUCCAUCACAAGACCCACCUUCUCUACUCUCUUUCUUCAAAUGGGUUGCUGCCCAAAAGGGUUUUCGCCACACCAUUCAGUCAUAUUGCGCCAUGACCCACUUUCUUUCUCUACACAGGAUGGUCCCUGAAGCUCUCUCUCUCCUCAAAACUGUGGUCUCUCGCAAGGGCCGAGACUCUGCUUCUUCGGUAUUUAAUGCGCUCCUCGAAACCCAAGGGGAAGAUGUGCAAUGCCAUGACCAACGUUCUCGCUCUACAUCUUUUGAGCUUCUGAUGAACGUUUACAUUGAUUCUGGCUUCAUAUCAGAUGCAAUUCAAUGCUUGAGACUGGUAAAAAAACAUGGUUUUAAGCUUCCAUUUCAAGCAUGCAAUUACCUUAUGGACUGCAUCAUGAAAUCGAAUACUCCAGCUGCUGCUUGGGCCUUUUACUCUGAGAUUCUGGACUAUGGGUUUCCACCAAAUGUUUAUACUUUCAACAUGAUCAUGCAUUCAUUCUCUAGAAUUGGAAAAAUUAAGGAAGCACAGCUCUUGUUUCGUGAAAUUGGGAAUCGAGGGCUCACUCCCUCUGUGGUGAGUUUCAACACUCUGAUCAAUGGUUUAUGCAAGAAGGGUGAUUUAGAGGGCGGGUUCUCUUUGAAAAGGUUAAUGGUGGAAGAGGGAAUUGCACCUGAUGUUGUAACUUACAGUGUGCUAAUCAAUGGCUUAUGUAGAGAGAGAAAGAUUGAACAAGCUUGUGAUUUGUUUGAUGAAAUGAAUGAGAGAGGCCUGGUCCCUAACAGCAUCACCUUCACGACUCUCAUUGACGGCUAUUGUAAAGAGGGAAACAUAGAAAAAGGUCUGCAAAUAUAUCAAAAAAUGAUGAAAAAAGGCUUGAAACCAGACCUAGUAACGUAUAAUUCACUAAUAUAUGGGCAUUGCAAAGUGGGGGAAUUGAAAGAAGCAAGAGAGCUUUUCUUUGAGAUCAGAAAGAUGGGUUUGAGGCCUGAUAAGAUAACCUACACAACUUUGAUUGAUGGUUUCUGUAAGGAAGGAGAUAUAAAAGCUGCCAUGGAAAUUCGAAGAGAAAUGGUGAAGGAAGGAAUUGAAUUGGAUAAUGUAGCUUAUACUGCUCUCAUUGCAGGGCUUAGCCGAGAGGGUUGGAUCCCUGAUGCACAAAAAGCACUUAGGGAGAUGCUAAGAGAGGGGUUAACACCUGAUGUGGCCACUUACACAAUGGUGAUUGAUGGCUAUUGUAGGAGAGGUGACGUGAUGAUGGGGUUUAAGUUAUUGGAGGAGAUGAAAAUUAAUGGAAUUGUUCCUGGAGUGAUCACAUAUAAUGUACUCAUGAACGGGUUGUGUAAACAAGGGCAGAUGAAGAAUGCAGGGAUGCUUUUGAAUGCUAUGCUUAACCUUGGGAUUGCGCCUGAUGAUGUUACAUAUAAUAUAUUGUUGGAUGGGCGUUGCAGGAGUGAGGGAUCAAAGGAACUGGUAAAGUUGAGAGGGGAGAAGGGGCUGGUUUCUGAUUAUGCAGCUUAUUCAUCUCUUAUCAGUGAGGUUGGGCAGAGGUCCAGAGAUCGUGGGGCUAGAUGAAUGUGUGAUUGUUGUACAGUAUUCCAUGACUGUUUUAGAGGGGAAUUCAGAGAAUAAGUACACAUGUUAUUGGGAUUACGGCCCCUCUCUCAUACACACGCGCAUGCAUCUGCA
Amborella trichopoda is the source of this 2135-nucleotide messenger RNA. Its product is annotated as Pentatricopeptide repeat (PPR) superfamily protein. Gene Ontology annotation, molecular function: protein binding. Lineage: Eukaryota; Viridiplantae; Streptophyta; Magnoliopsida; Amborellales; Amborellaceae. The record is from RefSeq and is a predicted model, not a curated record.